This is a messenger RNA of Penicillium lagena, 1548 nucleotides long. RefSeq lists its product as uncharacterized. The record is from RefSeq and is a predicted model, not a curated record. Bases 1 to 1548 code for a protein of 515 amino acids. Lineage: Eukaryota; Fungi; Ascomycota; Eurotiomycetes; Eurotiales; Aspergillaceae. The transcript is spliced from 2 exons.
AUGCUCAGCUCACCAUAUAACCUACACGCAAUGGAACUGUUUCAUUCCUCAGAUUUUCAGUCGCACGUGGAUGACCUUAUGGUAGAGCAUCAUGUACCUGGUCUGGCUAUCGCUAUCGUUCAAAACGAGACCACGGCCUCAGCUGGUUAUGGGAAAUCGUCACUCCAGCCGCCCAAAACAUGCACAGCAGACACACUGUUCGACAUUGCCUCCGCUUCGAAGUCCUUGACAGCUGCAUCUGUGGCGCUGUUAGUAAAUGACGAAAAGUAUCCCGAAGUGCAGUGGGAAGCGACCAUGUCAAGCCUUCUCCCUGGGGAAUUCGAGAUACCGGGUGUUACUGUUGAGGAUAUACUGAGUCACAGGAGUGGCAUGCCUUCAUCUAGCUACGACGACUCCUAUUUGGGUGUGAGAGCCGCAAAACCAGAUACUGCGCAGUCUGUUACAAGAAAUCUGCGCCAUUUGACUUGCUCUGCCCCCAUACGAUCAAAAUACAUGUACUGCAAUAUGAUGUACACAGUGGCAACGUACCUCGUUGAGAAGAAGACCGGGCUCUCCUUUUCAGACUUCCUUGAGCAUCAUUUCUUCCAACCAUUGGACAUGCGAUCGUCCAGUCUGCAGCCCGAGCGUGCACGUUCCAAAGGUCUUGGCGAUCGCAUUGCUACUGGCUACAAUUGGAAAGAAGACAUCAAAGAGUACGGCGACGGGUUUCAAACCCCAGACUGCCCCGAGGCUCAAGGUGCAGGGUCCAUUAUCACAAGUGUGAACGACUAUAUCAAAUGGGUCAAGGUCGUCAUGGACCACCAAGACCCCAUCACGGACAAUGUAUACAAAGGUCUUCUCAAACAGCGAAUAUCUCAAAACCCAGAUGCCGAAGACUUACGCCCGCUAACUUCACCAACAAUGUAUGGUGCUGGUUGGGAAAUCUUCUAUUACAGAGGUCAUCAGGUUGUAAGCCACGAUGGUCUGGUCCAGGGGUUCGGUUCGACCCAUUUCUUUCUUCCUGACUUCAAGUUCGGUGGCGCUAUCUUCGGAAACUCGGAUGCAGCAGGCGAAAUUGCCCUUAUUUUGAUGCGAGAAUUGAUUGAUGAGGUCCUAAAAGUACCGCAUUCUGAACGUCCCGACUGGACUAAAAUCGAGUCCGACCUUUAUCCGGAAAACAACGACAAUAACAUUGACGACAAGAUCGCAAAAUUGCGACAGAAAAUGUGUCCUGGUAUCCAGGAGUCCGAGCCACAGAAAAUGCCACUCUGCAACUAUACGGGCGAGUAUUGGAACCCGGGAUACCAUGGAAUGACUGUCCAGAUCAAAGAUGAUAAACUUUUUAUCAAUGCAGCAGAUAGAUCUUUUGGGUUUACCGUCAGAUUUGAUCAUGUCUGCCAGCAAAGCAAGUAUAUUGCACAUCUUAGCGGCGUUUUGGACGGCGGAGAUGAGCCUCUCAAAGCGGAGUUCAUAUUCAACAACAAUCGAGUUGUACGGAUGGGUCUGUAUCUUGAGGAUGAACUAGAGGAUCUCAUUUGGUUUGACAAGGUAGAAGAACAUAGUGAUUAG